AUGUCAUCACCACCACCGUACCAAUCAUCAUCCAACCCCCUCAAACGACCCUCGAUCUCAUCCUCCGUCUCACAACCGCUCGGCAAGAAACAGCGCAUGCACCCGCUUCGCCAAACUUCCUUUCCAGCGGGAGUCGAUUCCACAGACCGCAGUUUCAGGGGCACUAGUGACGCUGGGAGCGUGACAGGCAGUUACACAGGCAGUCUGGGCGGAGCGAGUCUGGACGGGAUUUUCUCGGGCGCACGGGGCAAGAAGCGAGGCCGCAAAAGCAAAGCCGAGAAAGAGCGGGAACGGGAGCGCGAUGACGCUCUCAGCGCCAGGGCGGGGGAUUCUACACGGUUCGGGUCAGUUGAUAACGAGGGUUCGGUACGAGGGGGGCCAGCGGGUAAUGGAGGCGGUGGUGCGGGUGCAGAUGAUGCAGAUGACUACGAUGAGGAGGAUGAGGCAGAGCUCUUUGGACAGCAAGAAGGAACUACGGAUACUGAGACUGAGAAGAAGAACCUAGCGAUUCUCGUUGAUGCUUUCAACCCCAUGCAAUCGGAGAGAUAUGACCUUUUCAAACGAGCGAAGCUGCGCAAAGAAACCCUCCGCCGCAUCGUCAACCACGCCCUUUCACAAUCCGUCCCCGCCAGCGUCGUAACAACAGUCAACGGCUUCACCAAAGUCUUUGCUGGUGAAGUUAUCGAAAUGGCGCGAACAGUCCAGGCCCAAUGGGCCGAGGCUCACGAUCUUGCUGCACGCGACGCAUUCGAGGCCGAAGAAGCCGCAGCCGAGGCCGCAGCCGAGGCCGCAGCCCAGGCAAACAACUCGAAACCCCCGACACCAACACCCGCCAGCACUCCAGUCCCCGGCUCGGGGUCGGCAUCUUUGAGCAACGGAAUCAAGAAAGAACCGAAUGAUGCAAACGGUACUCCUACACCCUCUCUUCCUCCCCAUCAGAAUUCGACAACUCCCACUCGCUCCCGCCCAAAGCGUGAGUUCCGUCCCCCGCCAAAUCCACACCGCGGUCAGCUCCUCCCGUCACAUCUUCGUGAAGCAGUUCGACGCACUAAGCGCAACGGCGACGGUGGUGGAGUUGGUUAUUCUGGACUCAGUCUGGAAAAUAUGGGUGUUCGAGGUUCUGUCACAUGGAACUCUGGGGUAGGUGGACGGAGAUUGUUUCGAUGA
Messenger RNA from Penicillium bovifimosum, 1167 nucleotides. RefSeq names its product transcription initiation factor TFIID subunit 11 family protein. Gene Ontology annotation, cellular component: nucleus; transcription factor TFIID complex. Lineage: Eukaryota; Fungi; Ascomycota; Eurotiomycetes; Eurotiales; Aspergillaceae. Gene Ontology annotation, molecular function: protein heterodimerization activity; transcription coactivator activity. The record is from RefSeq and is a predicted model, not a curated record. The coding region runs from base 1 to 1167 and encodes 388 amino acids. Gene Ontology annotation, biological process: RNA polymerase II preinitiation complex assembly; transcription initiation at RNA polymerase II promoter. The transcript is spliced from 2 exons.